AUGGAUUUAACUGAAUCGGUUUUAAUUUGUCUUGGUGCGGCAGUUGCCGUCUACUAUGGAGUGAAACUGCUGCUUUUCAAUAGGAUACUUUUUCCAAAAGUGUGGUUUCCGCUGGCAAAGACAUUCUUCACAUCUACGGGAGAGUGGGCAGUGGUGACCGGUGCUUCAGAGGGCAUAGGGAGAGCAUAUGCAUUUGCGCUGGCUGAGCAAGGGAUGAGUGUGGUCAUCAUGAGUAGAACCAAAGUGAGACUGGACCAAGUUGCCAAGGAAAUAGGUGAUAAAACGGGGCAGAAGGUGAAAGUGAUAGUGGCAGACUUCACAAAGGAAAAUGUCUUCAGUGAAAUCGAGGAUCAGCUCAGGGACCUCGACAUUGGGGUUUUAGUCAAUAACGUGGGCAUGCUGCCCAGCUACGUUCCCAGCAGGUUCCUCGAGUGUGCAGAGCUGGAGAAGACAAUUACAAAGGUGAUAAACUGCAAUGUGAAGACUUUGGCCAAGAUGUGCAAAAUAAUCCUUCCGGGCAUGGAGAACAGGGGGAGAGGGGUGAUUGUGAAUGUUUCGUCUGGAGUUGCCUGUAUUCCAUUUCCCCUGUACACUCUAUAUUCUGCCUCCAAGGUGUUUGUGGAAAGAUUUUCUCAAGGUCUUCAUGCCGAAUACAUAGAUAAAGGGAUUAUUAUACAGACAGUCGCCCCAUUUGGCGUCUCCACUCGCAUGGCCGCUUACCAACAAACCAAUGUCGUGACUUUGUCACCAGAAGACUUUGUGAAGAGCUCCCUGCAGUACCUCAGAGCUGGAGACAAGACACACGGCAGCGUCUGUCACGCAAUCAUGGGAUGGUUACUGCAGUCUAUUCCUCUCAAGAUCCUCCAUGCAGAGUCUAUGUUACACAACCUACGAGACUACGUCAAGAAGAAAACCGCACUUGCAGCGUCCAUCGCUGCGAGUCCACGUGCAACUUUUGAAAAUGGUAGAAUGAAAUAAACAGGAAAAAUCUGCAAUUUGGCAACUAAAUGAUCAAUAAAUAGAAUAUAUAUGUUGUAACUUGUUAGAGUAGUUUUGUUAUUAUCAUUAGCUAUGGUAGGAGCGUUGUAUACCGACUAAUCUUAACCCAAAAAUAGUUUAUUGAAUACCAGGAAGAGACCAUGGUCCGUGCAUGUAGUCAAUUCAGUGCUAGCAAUAUCUAGUUUGUCAGUAAAUCAGUUAAGGAGUUGCUUUGGUUCGAUGUCAGGCCUCCCAGGUGCCUGGAGCCCCUAAAGACACUCUCAACACUCUCUGGUGUAAACGACUGUUUGGUGACAGGGUGAUCAGAUAUUAACCCUCGACAAUAGAAAGUAGGUGCACAUUAAAAGUCAAACCAAAUACUGACCUGGUCAGUGUCUUUAGAUUCCACUAACGCUAUAAUCUGGGUUUACGUGAAGCUCACUCAAUUUUAUCGAUUAUUCUUUGACACGUUUUUUUUUUUAUUUACUACUUUAUUUGCUUGUUAAAAUAUUAUUUCCUGACAAGUAUUGUCUAAAUUUCAGGACACAUUAUGAGUAAUGCACCCCAGGAUCUUGAUAUUGAUGUUUGCUGAUGUAUUUUUUUUAUUCUUAAUGUACAGGGAGUUUAAAACCUGUUUAAUGAAACAUAAUUUAUUCUUAUUAUGGAGUAACAUAAUUGCACAUUUCCCUCAAUUUGAUUCUGAUUAUUUCCU
Solea senegalensis (Senegalese sole) is the source of this 1690-nucleotide messenger RNA. RefSeq names its product hydroxysteroid (17-beta) dehydrogenase 3 (gene hsd17b3). The coding region runs from base 1 to 978 and encodes 325 amino acids. The record is from RefSeq and is a predicted model, not a curated record. NCBI's taxonomy places the organism in Eukaryota, Metazoa, Chordata, Actinopteri, Pleuronectiformes, Soleidae. Gene Ontology annotation, cellular component: endoplasmic reticulum. The transcript has 11 exons. Gene Ontology annotation, molecular function: testosterone dehydrogenase (NADP+) activity.